CUCUAUUGGAUCACCCAGUUGUCAGUUUGUAUCCUCCGGCUCUGAAUGCAGCUCGGCCGGGGAGGCAUGAAGAUAACGGACGAUAAGCGGGAAUCAUCGCUGGUACAAGGAAGAGGACGGGGGACGCACUCUGCUAUGCUGCAGCUCCAGACAGAAUGGGUGAGCAUCAGACCUACGUGAAGCUCAGUGCAGAGAAACUUAUUCCAAAGUCUGACAUCUUGUCACUAUUGAGGACCUACAACUGUUACCACGAAGGGAAAAACUUCCAGCUGAGGACUCGCGAGGAGGAUGGAGGGCUCAUUCUCGAGGGAUUGCUGAACAUCUACUGGGGUCUACGUCGACCAAUCAGACUGCAGAUGCACGAUGACAAUGAAAGAUUCCGUCUCAACCGAAACGAUAGAUCUGCUGUGGCAUCUGCGGAGUCUAACAAUAAUUCACUGGGCAGAGAAACUGGACCAGCUAGAGGUGACAUGGGUGGUCAGGAGGAAGAGGAUUCCCCGCAGCUGCUGAGGACCAGGAGUGAUGCUUCCUUCAUGCGGGUUCAGAGGAGGUCAAAGACUCACACUGCCAGAGACUUGCAGCGCUUGCGCACACACAGGUUCUCAAUCAACGGACACUUCUACAACCACAAGACAUCUGUAUUUACUCCAGCCUUUGGUUCGGUCACUAACGUACGAGUGAAUAGCUCCAUGACGACCGCACAAGUCCUCAACCUGCUACUACACAAGUUUAGGGUGGAGAAUAAUUCUGAAGAGUUUGUCCUCUAUAUGGUUCACGAGUCUGGCGAGAGGACCCGUCUGAGAGAAGGUGUGUACCCACUGGUGUCUCGGGUGCUCUAUGGACCCUGUGAAAAAAUCUCCAAGAUCUUCAUCACGGAGGCUGACCUGGGAGAGGAAGUCACAUACGAUGUUGCCCAGUACAUAAAGUUUGAGACCCCUGUUUUAGACAGCUUUGUCGAGAAACUCAAAGAGGAAGAGGAACGUGAGAUAAACAAGCUGACCAAAAAGUAUAGUGCUCUGAGGUCUAUGAUUCUACAUCAACUUGGAGGCAGAGCUCACACCAGUGACAUAGUAUAGAGUGUGUGUGUGUGUGUGUGUGUGUGUGUGUGUGUGUGUGUGAAAGAGAGAGACUGGGAAAGGUGUGGGUGAAACACUAAUGAUUGUUGAUUUGAUAUACUAUGAUACUGUAGUGAAUGUAACGGUAAAAGGGUAAAAGUAAAGACUCAGUAGACUGAUAGCAUACACCAACGUGCUUGUACUUUUAGAAUUACAUAUCCCAACAUUUUCUAUUAUCUGUUUUAUUAAAGUUUUUUUUAUUAAAAGGGUAUCACUGCUUUUAUAGCACUCCUGUUAAUGUAUUCACUUUUUGUAUGAAAAUUCUUAUUGCUAAUAUGGAUAUUUAUACAAGCUGGUUUUUUUAAAUAUUUUUCUUGUUCUCUGAAUUGGACCUUUUUAUGUAAUAAAUCAGUUUGAGUGUGGCCUUUAUA
This is a messenger RNA of Scophthalmus maximus (turbot), 1486 nucleotides long. RefSeq names its product Ras association domain family member 4a (gene rassf4a). The transcript is spliced from 11 exons. Bases 156 to 1076 code for a protein of 306 amino acids. NCBI's taxonomy places the organism in Eukaryota, Metazoa, Chordata, Actinopteri, Pleuronectiformes, Scophthalmidae. Gene Ontology annotation, biological process: signal transduction. The record is from RefSeq and is a predicted model, not a curated record.